AAUCUUAACUUAACUUUACUUAUUCAACGAAUAUGACAAUAAUGAUAUAAUACAUUCAUGAGCAGUUGCAACUUGUGUAAAAGACAUUUACCCUAACAAAAAUGUCAGUUAUAAUAGAAACAUCCAUUGGAGAUUUAACUGUAGACCUCUACACAGAUGAAAGAUCAAGAUGUAAGUUUGAGAAAAUCUUGCGACUCUCAUUCACUGACUCAACUGAACACUCAAACUUUACUUUACUAUUAGACUAUUACUAUUAAUUAUAAUAUAACUAUUUAAUAAAAUUUAGUCUAAAGUAAAGUUAAAGACUCCUUCUUUAUUCUUUACUUAGACUUAGUACUCUUUCUUUACUCUUAGACAUCAUGUUGAUUCAUAUACAAAUAGACUGAAUGAGUUUGAAAUACACUGAAUGAGUUUGAGUUUUGACUCAUUAACUCUAAUUAAUUAAGACUUGGUUAGGACUUUUAAUUUUAAGGUUUAAGUUUUUACUACUUAGACAGACAACCUCAUACUACCGUAUGACUCAUACUAACUUUUUUACACUACUAACACCAUUCACUAUGCCAUACUGCCCAUUCCAUACCACUAUGGCGUCUAUGGCCAUGUCUUUUUUUCCCUUCUAUUUUUAAUUAAGCCUUAGCUUUUAAGUUAAAAGCUAAGACUAAGACCUCAAGUUUUAAAUGUACUUCUACAAUCUGCUAAGGUUGAGGAGUUAGUGGUUGUAAGGCCAGCAAUGUCUACUUUAUAGUAUAUAGUAAAGGCCUAAAGUUUAUUCCCUCCAUUGUAGUCAGUAAAUUAAAUUAUAAUACCGGUAGUAAUUUUAUUGCCUCAGAUUUGCUAUUGUUUAGUUAGUUACUGCUGGAUCUAGGGGACUAGGAUUAGUCAUCGCAUCUUAUAAAUUUGCCUCGUAAAAUUUCUAUCAGGAUGAAUUUCUAUGCAAAAUCAGUACCGUAAUGGCAGGUAUUCUUAUUUUACAUUGAAUUGUUUAGCUUUGUGUUUUUUUACAGGUAUUAAAAAAAAUUAAUAAAAUGUCAACUUUUAACAAUAUUUUCCGAUAGAUAUAUUUAUGAGGAUCAUAUAAAUAGUUAAGGCUAUGGGGCGAAAGUAAGCGAAAUCUGAAAAUAUUUUAUUGAAUUGGAAAUAACCACUGUACACUGUAAGGUGGCCUUUUAUCCUGAAUAUAGUGAAACAGAGAAUCUGAGGAUUGGGUCAACAAUGAUAGUGAUUUGCAACCACUACAGCUUUAAUAGAUCAAGACAUUGUAUUUCUAUUAUUGAUAAUCUGGAGAAGGAGAAGCAACCUGAACAAAGUCUAGUAAUAAAACAUGCAAAGCUGUAAUAGUUUAGAGAAAGGCGUGGGAGAAGUGGAUGGUGCCAGUUAGUGCAUUUUUUAAAAGUUAGGUAAAAUAUGGGAUUUGGUUUGCAUAAACUGUAAUGUGUAUGUAUUUAUGGGUACUAUGAGUGUGUACAAGUAUGGACACUAUGUGUGUAUGAGUAUGGACACUGUGUGUAUGAGUAUGGACACUAUUUUUGUGUGUGUUUAAAUGUCCAUUUUGAAGAAUUGCGGUUAUUAGAAUCACAGUUUAAUAUAAUCAAUAGGCACAGACACUAGUUUAUGGGUUGUAACAUAUUUUCAUUGGUCAACAGAUACAAAGUAACUGUGGCUAGAUAAAUAUGGAGGUCUAAUAACCAAUUUUGAUUAAUGUUAGAUAGGGAAGGUUAAUGAAAUACCCUUAUGUGAAAUCCAAUUUCUUGAAAAAGUUUUGAGGUGUAUAUCUAUAUCAAGGAUUACAAGCUUUUGAAAAUGCCGAUGAAACAUAAGAAAACAGCAUUGUUACCCUUAAAUUUUCUAAGAGCUGUCAUAUUGCAUUUUUUUUUCAGGUUGUAUAAAUUUCUUGAAGUUGUGCAAGAUCAAAUAUUAUAAUUUUUCAUUGUUUCAUACUGUACAGGUAAAUAUUUUCUUAAGUUAAAGUCAGUGUAUAAAUUCUUAGAUAAACAUUCAGUUUAAAUAGAGUUUCCAUUUUAAGACUGUUUGUUUUAGGUUAAACAGAUUUUUGUCUGGUACAUUAGUAUUACUCAUCCUUGUCACUGUCACAUCUGUUUAAAAAUAUAAAAAAAAUUCAUCCUUUGGUUUAACAAUGAAAAAUUCCUUUCUCAACAAGUUAAAUCUGUUAUUUAUUAAUUUUAUUUAUUUAAUUCAAUGCAGCAAAAUCUUGUUGCUCAAACUGGCGAUCCUACAGCUACAGGAAGAGGAGGUGAAUCCAUUUUUGCGUAAGAGAAGUGUUAACAAAAUUGUACAAGUUUUUUCAUUUGUUUUAAAUUUCAAAAGUUUUUAUUGACUCAAAAUUCAGAAAAAUUCAGUUAGAAAGAUUGAUAUCAAAAUAUUGACUUUCUGGACUGGACUAAAUGACUGUGGCUCUUUAAUAAACAGAAUUGUUCAUAACCACUGUUUUAAAAUCAUAUUUAAAAAAUUCUUAAAAGAUAUAAAUGAAUAGAGUCCACAAAAAGGAUCUUUCAUUACCUCCUCAAAAAUUCCGUUUACACAAAAAAUCAUAACGAAUGAACAUAUUUUUCAAGGAAUUCCUUAUUGUACAGGGGUUGAAUUUGGGAAGUUUCCAUCUGAUUACCCGGUACGCAAUAUGUUCAUUGAAAAGAAGGUGUCGCAUUUAUUACGUUACUAAGUAAUUAUUAAGUAAUUAUUAAGUAAUUAUUUAGUAGUUAUUAAGUAAUAUUAUUAAGUAAUUAUUAAGUAGUUACUAAGUAAUAUUAUUAAGUAAUUUAGUUUACAUAAUGCUGUUAAUUUACAUUAUAGUAUUAUAGAGAAAAUAUAGCAUGAUAAAAUUAGGAAUUAAAUUAAUUUUUGUAAAAUCUACUUAUGGCUAUAAUGCAGACGGUUAUAUGGAGAACAGGCAAGAUUUUUUGAUAUGGAAGUUACGCCUCGCAUUAAACACUCCAAGAAAGGGCUCAUAUCUAUGGUCAACAAUGGCAGUGGAAUGCAUGGAUCUCAGGUUAGUUCUUAACCAAAAUAUGUGGAUUGUCUUAUUCCUAAACAACUACUAUGUGUUUUUAAGAUUUACAGAUUUUAGUUUGUUAUACAUGAACAAAUAUUUUAUUUUGUAAAAUUUUCUUGAUUUCAAUGAAAUCUGGAGCUAACUGCUUUCGGUUGCAAGUAAAGUUCUUAAAGUAGUAAGAAAGGAAGUGUAUUAUCUUGAUUAAACAAAGAUUGUGGAUAGAAUCUAAGUACAUAUUUAAUGUAUUUUAUGGUACUGUACCAUACUCUGUAUUACAUUAUGCUUUUAACUGUGAUGGCUUUGUCUACCUUAACAAACUGCACAAGCUGCCAUGUUUUAUUGAUAAAAUAGAAUUGAAUUCACAGCUUGUGCUGUCUUUUUUAGUUUUUCUUCACACUUGCUGACAACCUGGACUACCUUGACGGCAAGCACACAGUUUUUGGUGAAGUUACUGAAGGCUUUGAGAUCCUCGACAAACUGAACAAUACAUUUUGUGGAGAGGAUAACAGGCCGCACCAAGACAUCAGGUAAGAAACCAGACAUUACUGCCAUGGGUGGCUUUCGUUGUGGACGCUGGUAGAAAGUACACUUUAUUUGUCUUGCAGGCAUAAGUCGUCAUUUUCAAUACAUCAAUGAGAAAAGUAUGAUUGGUGGUUUGCAAGGGUUAGGCAACCUAGGUGCUUGAUAUGGUACCAUGUACUUUAAGGGUAUGGUUAGACAUGGGUUUUAUGUUGAUAUUAUGGGGGUUAACUUAAAUACCUACAGUUUUAUAAUAUUUUGUGUGUAAGAAGAAUACCUUACUAUUUUUAGUUGUUAUAGAAGAAUUGUCAUAGAAAUAUUUGCCUUGUUAAGGGUAAUCUUAUUAUGAGUCUUUUUAAUUCUUGUCAAUGCAAAUGAUACAAAAUUAUUUUGUUGCCAUCUUUAGUUUAACCAGUGAUAUUAAACUCCAUCAUAUUUCAGUUGUUUCUAUCAAGAAUGCAAGAAUGCACCAAAUAUUAUACCACUUCACAUAAACAUUCUUGAUUAUUUCUACAGGAUAUAUCACACCAUCAUUCUAGAUGACCCUUAUGAUGAUCCUGAUGGUUUGGUUGUUCCUGCAACAUCUCCUGGUCCAACAGAGGAAAUGUUAAAUGUAGGAAAAUAGAUAUUAGGAUUGAUGAAUUUUAAAAAAAAAAAAAAUUUAAUCAUGCUAAUCAAAAAUUGACUUUUGUUUUAAAUGAAGUAAGAUCAAUACAGUUUUUAUGGUAGCAAGGAUCUUCCAUUUAUUUAUUAUUUUCAGUUCAUGAAAUUUUUUUGAAUCAGUCAAUUGAGUUUUUAAUUUGAUCCUGGAGAUCACCUGGGAAGAAUCAAGCAAGAAGCCAAUGAUUCUUCCUUGCUUAAUUAGUGGAGGGGUAGACAAAAAAGUUUAUGCUUUGAAUCUCUCCUGGGGAAAAAAACCAAUAAAGAGAAAACUGGUAUUUUCAGACAAAUUUAUUUGCUUUUUUUUUCUUUCUGAUUGCAAACUCAAAUAAUUUUAAAAAUAUUUACUCUCCAGAGUGACCACAUUCCAUGUGAUGCUGACAUUGAUAAGGACAAGGAUAAGACAGAGGAAGAACUGGCUGAGAUAAUGGCAGAAAAGGAAGCUAAGGCCAACACACAAAUUUUAGAAAUGGUCUGAUUCAAAUCUAGCCACAAAUAUUUCAUUAUUUUUGUAAUUGAAAACUAAUGUUAGGAAAAUGAGAUUAUUGAUCUGGAAUGAUGACAUUUACCUGAACUUUAUGGUGUGAUGAUGGUGAACUUUUGCAUUGACAUCAAAAAAACAACUUUUCAUUCAUUCAGUUAAUUCACAACUUAAUUACAAUGAAAAUCAGCAUUCUCUAACAUGAUUUGAUUUUAUAUUUUAGUUGAUACAAAUCCCUCAUAUUUAGUUAUAUUACUGGCAUCAUGUCCAGCCAUUUUCCAAGAAAUCACAAUGACUUAAUUGUGCGGUAUGUCUGAAAAUGUUUUUUGUUUCUUGUACAAGGUUGGAGAUUUGCCAGAUGCAGAAGUGGCUCCACCAGAUAAUGUCUUAUUUGUUUGUAAGCUGAACCCUGUGACCACCUCAGAAGAUUUGGAGAUAAUAUUCUCACGAUUUGGUCCUGUUGUUAGUUGUGAAGUUAUCAAGGUAAGGAAAGAUUCAAAAUGCUUUUAAACAUUUUUUUCUGGCUAACCACGAGAAUAGCCCAGAUCAAAGAAGCCACAAAUUGAAAUACCAAAGUUUGAAUGAAUGACUCUAUAUCCUUUCUGGCAUAUGACAACUAUCCAAAGACAUAUUAGCUACAGACAUAAGGAGAGUCCAUGAUCUUGAAAAAAAAAGAAAAACACAUGAGAACUCCGUUCAAAGAAAAAGCCAAGACUCUGUUCAAAAUUACAACUCACAUUCAAGAACUUAACAGUUAUUCAUACUGCACAAUUAUUCGACGAAAAUCUUGCUACAGACUAAUUUUAAAGAACAAUGAAAAUCUCAAACAAGGAUUUUCAAGACUGAAAGAUAUGUACGAUGAAUAAAAAACAACAAAUGUCCAUUUAUUUGGAUCAAUAACAGUAUCUUAUCACAUCAUUUUCUUCAGGCGAUUGUUUUAAAUAUAACCCUGUGUCCUGCUUUCAUUCAAAAGGAUGCAAAAACUGGGGAGUCUUUACAGUACGCCUUUGUGGAGUUUGAGAAGCCAGAAAACUGUGAGAGUGCUUACUUCAAAAUGGACAAUGUUCUUAUUGAUGACAGACGCAUCCAUGUUGACUUCAGCCAGUCUGUCUCCAAGCUGAAAUGGAAGGGCAAAGGUUGGUAUCUCAAAUCAUUGUUUACCUUGUUCCUCUUUGGUGAUUGUUUAAGGUGUCUAUUGAUGAUACAAGAAUUACAAAACAUAAACCAUUAAGGAAAACUUGAAAGAAGAUGAAACAAAAAUAAGCAACGGGCAGUAAGAGGCCUUCUUCUGCUAAUAAAAAUGGUUAAAAAACAACAACAACAAAAACUUAUCUUAUGCUGUGCCAAGUCUUGAAAACUGUGAAGUGGAGUUUUCUUUUAACUUUUGUGUGGGCUUAUUAUUAUUUUUGUCUGCUCACUAUACUAGGAAAAUAUAUUUUUAAGAAUCAAUAUAAAAAUUACCUUGUGUGCAAUUUGUAUUCUUGGUACAAUGAUAACAAUUGCAUCCUUAGAAUUAGUUAAGUCACACAUGGUCUUAGAUAAUCCCAUCUGAAUUUCACUGGCACAAACUGACAGAAGAAACUGACUGCCACGAAAGAAUUUGUCACAGGGUGAAGAAGAAUAAAUGGUUAGAUUUUUUCGUAAGGAAUACAACAAGUGAGAUGUAUUACAAUUGCGUGUGCACUGUCAAUGUCUUUAGCAAAGACGGCUGCUUCACCAAUUUGAAAUAUUUUUUAUGAAUUUUAACAGAACCUGGUAAACUUUUCUAUUGGAUUAAAUUGUAUUCAUUGUUUCAUUGAACAGGUCAAGGUGUUGAGAUUAUGGCAACUGGGGAUGCACCAAUAUAUGUACUGAAAAAUCAGCAACGUAGAAAUGAGUAUCCUUUGAUCUUUGUCAUGGCAAUGGUUUUUACUUGCUUGAUAUUUUCAGCAUACAAAACUGCUCUUUCUCUCAACAAAAUUUUUUUAUUUGAUUAAGAGCAGGAAUUUUUUUUCUAAUAUGUCACUAGCCACAUAGUUUGCCCUUGACCCUGAACUAGCGGCUAUGACCUGGUCUAUGAGGAACAUCCAUCGGACAACCCAAAGAAGUCAAAGUUAGAGAAAAAGAAGAAAAGCAAAAAUCUCUCAGAUCAUGAAGAACGGGAGGACAAAUACGUAAAAAAGGUUUGAGCUAAAUGUGUUGUAUUACUAAACACAUCUGUAAAGUAGUCAUGCAAACAGAAAUGGUUGAAAAUAGUUCAUUUUGAUUUUAUGUUGUUUUUUUUUAUUUUAAUUUUUGUUUUGUUUAUUUGUUCAAUUUAAUUUCAAAUAUUGUUUAUUAUUAUGGUACUAAUUAAAAAAAAAAAUUUACAUUAACAUUACAAUUGUUUAAUUGUCCCCUUUAUUCUUUUCAAGGCUAAACAUAUCUUGUUACACUAUUUAUUUAUUGACAAGUUAUGUGUAUUUUUGUGUGUUUGGAUGAAGUUAUACUGUGUAUUUUUUAUCUGUUUCUCUGUUCUCAGUUUUUACAAAUAUGUUUAAAAUCAAUAUUUUUUCAAACUGAAAAUACUUGAAAACUAAAUUAAAAUGCUUAUUUUAUUGUAAUUUCAGCGAGGAAAAAGUCGCUCCAGAAGUCCAGUGGCCAGGAACAGAUCAGAUUAUGACAAAGACAAUUACAAGAACAGCAGGCAGUCAGACUCUAGACAUACUGACACUCGUAAAAGGAAUGAUUAUGACAGGCGGGGGAGAGAGGAUGACACAAGACUGAAGAAGGAUGAUUACGAUAGCAGAGAAAGGUCGAGAGAUGACAGAGACAGAAAAAAAAAUGAUAGAAGGGAAAUCCCAGAGAACAGAAGUAAGAGAGACAGGCUGGGAAGCGAUGAAAAUGGGAAGGGAGAUAAACGUAAAAGAAAGAAAUCUCACAGUACCAGUGCUGAGAGAGAAAGGGGACAUAAUUCAACCAAAAAAGAUAACUUUCAUGUAAGCAGCGACAGCGAUGAAGAAGACCAUGGGAAGAAAAAGAAGAGGAAGAAAUCAAAAAAGAAAAACCAUAAAAAGCAUAAGAGACACCAUGUGACCAGCAGUGAUGAAUCUGACCAGUCAGACGGCAGGAAAAGAGACAAGCGUGGCAGUCCCGAGGCAGCAAAAAAGUCCAAGAAGAAACACAAAGCUGACCAGUACUCGAGCGCUUCAGACAACUAGAAAUAAAUUUUGUAUUCAUGUUGAAAUUGAAAUUGUUAAAUAAAAUUGUUUGAAAAU
Lymnaea stagnalis (great pond snail) is the source of this 7903-nucleotide messenger RNA. NCBI's taxonomy places the organism in Eukaryota, Metazoa, Mollusca, Gastropoda, Lymnaeidae. The record is from the annotation of a GenBank genome assembly.